AUGAAAUCGGUGUUAUUUUUCGGUUACAUCCUGGCGAUGAUGAAUUUGCUAAAUAAAUCUAUUACAACACAUAAAUGUUGCGGUCAUAAUAUUAUUGAAACAAUAAACCUAAAUCUGUCGCUUGGUGAAGCUCCACAUUGGGAUAAGAGAUGUCAAUCCUGGUAUUUUACCGAUUUUUAUGCCGAAUCAGUGACAUUGUAUCGUUUAGAAUAUGCAACAUUGAAGUUAUAUUCCGCAAAAAUUCCUGGUGUACAUAAUGUAUCGUAUAUGCUUCCGACUGAAGAUGAUGAACAUUUAUUCCACGUCGGACAUGAUCUUGAAAUGAUUCUUGUUAAAUGGGAUGGAUUUUCUCCCAUCGCAAAGAAAAUAGAUGUACUUUUUAGAGUGCAACAAAGCCCAAAAUACGCAAUGAAUCGUUUACAUGUUGGGAAAGCUGAUCCACGUGGUAGAUUAUUUACUGUAACGUAUAAUACAAAGCUUUGUGGUGACGUUGCAUUAUCAUCAGUUUAUCGAGAUUCGUGUUUUAAUGGUUUAACAUCAAUUUUUACACAUCAACGAUCUCCAGCUGGUUUGACGUGGAACCCAAAAACGAAUCGAUUUUAUUACUUUGAUUUGUGUUAUCCCGAUAUUUAUGAAUGUAAAUGGAACUCGAGAACUGGCGAUAUACGUGAUUGUCGUGUGAUUUUCGUACUUGAAAUGGAUAAUCCGAUAACAUAUGUUUUGAGUGGAUUAACAAUUGAUCGGAAUGGUUAUAUUUAUUUUUGUAUUUUUAACAAAUCUGUUGUACUAAAAGUUGAUCCAAGAAAUGGCGAAAUUGUAGAAGAAUUCAAGUUCGAAGUUCCAACAGUGAUUUCGCUGUCAUUUGGUGGCUCUAAUUUGGAUACGAUGCUUGUUACAACAUCAAAUACAAGAAUAAAUUUGGAAAAUGGUACAAUUAUUCAAAGUGAUUUACCGAAAAAUGCGGGCUCACUUUUCCUAAUCAAAUGUAUGAAAGCUCGUGGAUAUCCUGGCCAAAAUGUUCGACUUUGUCCAAAGGCUAGAAAAAAAUUAAAGUUGUAGGAACAUGAUGCAAGUAAAGAUUCAGAUUCAAAUGAGAGUUUUUAAUUCAAAUAAACCAUUCAAACCGAAAAUAAAUAAUUUUGGCACAAGAUUUUUUUAAA
Contarinia nasturtii (swede midge) is the source of this 1160-nucleotide messenger RNA. RefSeq names its product putative sugar lactone lactonase YvrE. The coding region runs from base 1 to 1059 and encodes 352 amino acids. The record is from RefSeq and is a predicted model, not a curated record. NCBI's taxonomy places the organism in Eukaryota, Metazoa, Arthropoda, Insecta, Diptera, Cecidomyiidae. The transcript is spliced from 4 exons. Gene Ontology annotation, molecular function: gluconolactonase activity; calcium ion binding. Gene Ontology annotation, biological process: L-ascorbic acid biosynthetic process.